GAACAGCGAGCAGGAGAAAUCACGAAGAAGACGGGAAAGGGAAAAUGGAAAGCAAAGAGAAGAUCCGAAUCGCUUUGACAAUCGCUUGUUUCGCAGCAAUCUCCAUCUUGUUCACCGCACGGUACCGGAAGCACCGAAAGCAAAGGCAACAAUCUCAAACCACUUGCUAUCUGAAAACAGAAACAAAGCCUCAGAGCGCUUUCAAGCGAGUGUUGGCCGACAACUCCUACGCCCCGUUCAGGCACCUCAACUCCGAAAACGACGAGAAUUCGAGUGUUGAACACCCGUACAAGGCGGAGAUCGAGGCUUUGUUGAAGAGAGCUCGUGUGGAAUUCGACUUCGUUGGUGAUGGAAAUGUGGACUUGAAGUUGAGUGAUUCAUAUGUUUGGAUUGAAACGGAGUCGCAGUUACGAGAACUUGCCGAUUUGCUGAGUAAAGAGAGAGUGUUUGGUGUUGAUACUGAACAGCAUAGCUUGCGAUCCUUCUUAGGGUUUACAGCUCUUAUACAGAUAUCUACUCAGACGGAAGAUUAUCUGGUGGACACGAUAGCUCUGCAUGAUGUAAUGGGUAUUCUUCGUUCUGUUUUUGCCAAUCCUGAAAUUUGCAAGGUGUUUCAUGGGGCAGACAAUGAUAUCUUAUGGCUGCAAAGAGAUUUUCACAUUUAUGUUGUUAAUUUAUUUGAUACUGCAAAGGCUUGUGAGGUGUUAUUGAAACCCCAGAAAUCAUUAGCAUACUUACUGGAGACAUACUGUGGUGUUGCCACAAAUAAACAAUUACAGCGUGAAGACUGGAGACAGCGUCCUUUACCAGUAGAAAUGGUGCAAUAUUCUCAAAUGGAUGCUCAUUAUUUGUUGUAUAUUGCACAUUGUCUUGCUUCUGAGCUGUUACAACUUGGCAGUGAAAAUUCAGCUUCUGCCGAUGACAAAUUCCGUUUUGUUCUCGAGGCCAGCCGGCGUUCAAAUGCAAUUUGUCUGCAACUUUUCUCCAAAGAGAUAGAAGUUUCCCCAGGAGAGUCUGCUGCAGCAUCAAUUAUUUCCCGUAAUUUGAAUGAUCAAGGAGGUCUUUCAUUGCGUCCAUGUGACACCCAGUUUCAGGAUCUCGUGAGAUGCUUGUGCAUGUGGAGGGAUUUAAUGGCACGCAUUCAUGAUGAGAGCUUGAGAUAUGUAUUAUCUGAUCAUGCCAUUAUUGCCCUUGCACAUAAAGUUCCAGCAUCUGAAACAGAAAUUUAUGACACCAUAUCCCAAGCUGAUCUAAACAUUGAUUCCCCAAAUAUUGUUUCUUCUCUCCAGUCUCCAUCACCUGUUGUUUGCAGUCACUUAGAAGACUUCAUUUAUUUGUUUGAAGAUGAGGUUAGGAACUUGGAAGAUAUUUUUCAAUUGAUUCUUCAAAACCACCUGGGUCCAAGUGGGAGCUGUCCACUGUCUGUUUACAGUUAUGCUUUAUUGUCUAGGACCAACCUUAAAUUAGUGAAUAGGUUGGUCUCCAAACAAAACGGAUUUAGAAAUGCAAAACAGAUUGGUAAGAAGGCAUCUCGGCAGCUGUUUGUUCAAAAAUUUUCUUGCAAAUCUCCUGUUUACCAUAACUGUAGGAUCUAUGCAAAUGAUGGACGCUUGCUGUGCUAUUGUGAUCGUAGAAAGCUUGAGUGGUAUCUUCGUAGAGAUCUAGCGAAACUUCUUGAUGAGAAUCCACCUGCUAUUAUGCUUCUAUUUGAACCCAAGGGCCGUCCUGAAGAUGAGGACAACAACUUCUAUAUUCAGAGUAAGAAAAAUAUUUGUGUUGGCUGCGGUGAAGGCAACCACUAUUUACGCUACCGAAUAAUUCCGUCAUGCUACAGAGUGCACUUUCCAGAGCACAUGAAAAGCCAUCGUUCUCAUGAUAUUGUCUUACUUUGUGUUGACUGCCAUGAAAUUGCUCAUGCUGCUGCUGAGAAGUAUAAGAGACAAGUUGCUGCAGAACUUGGAAUACCUCUUUUUGUUCGUAAGGUAGUUGAUUCGAGACAAGAUGAAGAUGCUUCUGAGUCAUCUGUGUCUCUUGAGGAGGCAGGUGUGUCUCCUCUACAGUUGCGAACUGCUGCAAUGGCUCUCCUGCGCCAUGGUUCUAAAAUGCCUUCACAACGUCGUGAAGAACUGAUGCAGAUUGUCAUGCAGUAUUAUGGAGGGAGGGAAAUAUCAGAGGAAGAUUUGGAAAGAGCUUUGCUAGUUGGAAUGAGUCCUAAUGAGAGAAGACGGCUUCUAAAAAAGAAGGAACGAGCUUUUAAAAGGUCUACUAGAGUUAUUAUUCCAGAGGAGCAGGAAACUCAUGAUGGCGUGGCAAUGUCUGCCACUGUGGAUACAUCAAACCUCAAUGACAUAGGCAGUUUGGAUGCUGCUACUGGAAAACCAUGCAGCAAAGAAGCCAGUGAACUUUUAGGUACUAACGAUGCGGAUGAAAGCAGCCUCUCCUCAUGUCCUGAUUUAAGCAUUAAUGGAGAAAUCUUAUCUGCUGAUUACAAGGACAUCAACUUUGACAGCAGGAGAAUUUCUGAGAUUAAACACAUCUCCAAUUUUGAUACUGUUGUUGACGAAAAUGGAAGUCCAAAGCCCAAGACAGUAAAUACAGUUCAAUCUGUAUCUAAUGGAACUAUCACACCUAAACAUAAUUCCAAGCUAUCACUUCUGGGGCAUGGACCACACGGGAAGCAAGUUGUGGAUCACCUAUUGAAUGAAUUUGGGGAAAAUGGAAUUCGUCAAUUCUGCCAGAAGUGGAGACAAGUCUUUGUUGAAGCUAUUCAUCCCCGUUUCUUGCCUUCUGGCUGGGAUGUAAAUCACAGCGGAAGGAGGGACUUUGGAGAGUUCAGCGUGUAUAAUCCUGCCAAGAAAGCUUCUGCUAAUGCUUAACGCGCGGAGACAAAUUCCUGCAACAACUUUAUCGACGGUGUUGAAAGGUAUACUAGUCUCUUUCUUUCUUUUCUAGUUGAUCAGGGAGACGACCAAAUUUAAAGUUUACCAUUUUUCUUGCAACGUUGUUUCAAUCCUGUUAAGUCUCUCUUGUAGCUCAACAAGGAUUAGUCAGUUUUGGAGUUUCUUCAAGAAGCGAUAAACCGUCCUCACUUUUAGUUGUAUCUUAAAGACGUCCGUAGUCAAAGAGUGACUUAAAAAGUUUCAGUUCAA
Messenger RNA from Diospyros lotus (date-plum), 3149 nucleotides. Its product is annotated as protein RRP6-like 3. The transcript is spliced from 12 exons. Gene Ontology annotation, molecular function: nucleotide binding; 3'-5'-RNA exonuclease activity; nucleic acid binding. The record is from RefSeq and is a predicted model, not a curated record. Gene Ontology annotation, biological process: TRAMP-dependent tRNA surveillance pathway; poly(A)-dependent snoRNA 3'-end processing; exonucleolytic trimming to generate mature 3'-end of 5.8S rRNA from tricistronic rRNA transcript (SSU-rRNA, 5.8S rRNA, LSU-rRNA). Bases 45 to 2876 code for a protein of 943 amino acids. NCBI's taxonomy places the organism in Eukaryota, Viridiplantae, Streptophyta, Magnoliopsida, Ericales, Ebenaceae. Gene Ontology annotation, cellular component: nucleolus; nuclear exosome (RNase complex).